UCAAAAAAAUCAUGUUGUACAUAUAUAAAAAGGCAUUUAUUGUUAAUUAAUACAGUAGAACACAAUUACACAACAAGAAAGAACAUAGUAUGCCCAUGUACACUUCAGUAUAUAGGGAGUGAUGAGAAGUGUUAUGGCACACCUGACCUUCCCCACACACACCUUUCACUUGACCUCCCCCACCCCGGCCCAUUUCCGCUCCUUGAACUGAAUCUUCCCCAGAGGCCAGACUGCCAGAGCAUAUAUCUCUCUUUGGGUCGUUGGGUGUAGUAGUGAUCGGAUGGACAGCACAAGCUGCCUGCUGGACGACGCGAGCAGCGGCGCGUCCACGGGCAAAAAUAAGCCGGCCCCGGUCCCGGCUCCGGCUGCGGUGACCGGCAAACCGCUACAGCGCGUGGGCAGCAGCGGCGCCAGCGCGGUGAUGGACGCGGCGGAGCCGGGCGCGGAGGCGGACUCGGACGGCGCCAGGCGUGCCCCAGGAGGCGUCGGCGGGAAGCUGCCGUCGUCCAAGUACAAGGGCGUGGUGCCGCAGCCCAACGGGCGGUGGGGCGCGCAGAUCUACGAGCGCCACCAGCGCGUGUGGCUCGGCACGUUCACGGGCGAGGCCGAGGCCGCGCGCGCCUACGACGUGGCCGCGCAGCGGUUCCGGGGGCGCGACGCCGUCACCAACUUCCGCCCGCUCGCGGAGUCGGACUUGGACCCGGACGCCGCCGCCGAGCUCCGGUUCCUCGCGUCCCGGUCCAAGGCCGAGGUCGUCGACAUGCUCCGCAAGCACACCUACGGCGAGGAGCUCGCGCAGAACAGGCGCGCCUUCGCCGCUGCGGCGGCGUCCCUGGCCUCGCCGCAGCUGCCGCCGGCCAAGAACACUAGCCCGGCGGCGGCGCGCGAGCACCUCUUCGACAAGACGGUGACGCCGAGCGACGUGGGGAAGCUGAACCGGCUGGUGAUACCGAAGCAGCACGCGGAGAGGCACUUCCCGCUGCGGCGAGUGCAAGGCGGUCGUGCUCCGAUCCUCAGCUUCGAGGACGCCGCCGGGAAGGCGUGGAGGUUCCGGUACUCGUACUGGAACAGCAGCCAGAGCUACGUGCUGACCAAGGGGUGGAGCCGCUUCGUCAAGGAGAAGGGCCUCCACGCCGGCGACGCCGUCGGGUUCUACCGCUCGGCCGCCGCCGGCAGGCAGCUCUUCAUCGACUGCAAGCUCCGGCCCAAGGCGGUGAGGCUUUUCGGCGUGGACUUGCUCACUGAGCCGCCGAGGUCAGCAGCAGCAGUGGCGCAGCCGGAGCCGGAGCAGGAGGAGAUCGCCGUGUCGAAGAACAAGAGAGCUAGGGACGCCAUCGCCGCGUCUGCUACUCCAGUACACAUUGCUUUCAAGAAGCAACGCGUAGACGUCGCGCUGACGACGACCUAGCUAUAGCUGACGAUUUUUUUUUUGCUCUCCACAAACCCUCCUCUUGGUUAAAUUCGCUCGCUCGUAUUGGAUGAUAUACAAGAAUACAAGAUGCAUGGUGGUCGCUAGCUAGCUAAGUAGCUUUUGGCGCGCGCACCGAUCUCAUCGUUCAUUUAUGAGGUGUUUGGUUUGAUGAAUCAGUCUAUCAAAAAUGAAGUGGUGUAUUAUGGAUUCAUUCCUCAAAUUUGGUGGGAUGACUCCAUUUCACAUAUUAGUACUAAACAAAUAACUAUGA
Zea mays is the source of this 1682-nucleotide messenger RNA. Its product is annotated as AP2/ERF and B3 domain-containing protein Os05g0549800. The record is from RefSeq and is a predicted model, not a curated record. NCBI's taxonomy places the organism in Eukaryota, Viridiplantae, Streptophyta, Magnoliopsida, Poales, Poaceae. The coding region runs from base 281 to 1408 and encodes 375 amino acids. Gene Ontology annotation, biological process: regulation of DNA-templated transcription. Gene Ontology annotation, molecular function: DNA binding; DNA-binding transcription factor activity. The transcript has a single exon.